Molecule: messenger RNA, 1966 nt
Organism: Dermatophagoides pteronyssinus (European house dust mite)
Lineage: Eukaryota; Metazoa; Arthropoda; Arachnida; Sarcoptiformes; Pyroglyphidae
Product: choline/ethanolamine kinase-like
Biological process (GO): CDP-choline pathway; phosphatidylethanolamine biosynthetic process
Cellular component (GO): cytoplasm
Molecular function (GO): choline kinase activity; ethanolamine kinase activity
Source: RefSeq, a predicted model, not a curated record
UCCACCACAACCACUAUCAUCAUUUCGUCCACGAAAAAAAAAAUCUGCCAACGAACUCAAAACGUCUCGAAUAACUUCAAAAAUUGCACACUGUCUGAAAAUCAAUUUCAUAUCAAAUCAUAAAUCGAAGGAUAGCAAAAAAAACAAACGCAAUUAAAACAUUUAAAAUUAUCACGUAAGCCACAUUGGAUUAGGAUUGGAAAUUUUUAUCGAAAAUAGCCCAAACCGUAAGAAUAAAUUGUUCGAAAAUAAAAAUGACCAUGUUAUUGUUAAACAGGCGACCAUCAUCAUCAUCAUUGACCAAUGUUAAAACAUUGAAUAAGGCUCGAAAAUGGUAUAAAGCGGUAAUAUUAUCAUCAUCAUCGAAAUCUGGAUCGGAUUCAAAUUCGAAUAUCGAGAUCAAUAUUAUUGAUAAUAAUAAUGUUACUAUUAGGGAAAGGAAUGAGAAACAUCAUCAUUAUCAUUUCAAAAAAAAUGAUAAACAUCAACGUGAGCCAACAAGUGAAAGUUCAACACAGAUGCGUGAUCAAGCAUAUGAAAUAUGUCGAAAAUAUCUUAGUGGUGAAUGGAAUAAAAUAUCCAGUGAUGAUAUGAUAUUUAAAACCGUUAGUGGCGGUUUAAGCAAUCUAUUAUAUUAUUGUUCAUUACCGGCAACACAUACACCAGUUACCGGUGAACCAAGUCAAGUAUUAUUACGAAUGUAUGGCCAAUUAUUGGAUAGAUAUGAUACAAAAAUUACCGAUUCAGUAAUAACAAUGUUAUUAUCUGAACGUAAACUUGGACCAAAAUUAUAUGGAAUAUUUCCGGGUGGACGUCUUGAAGAAUAUAUUCCUGCACGAGCAAUGACUUGUAGUGAACUUUCCAAUCCAUUAUAUUCAGCAAUAAUAGCACGAAAAUUGGCAAUUGUACAUCAUUUAAAUGUACCGAUUAAUAAAGAACCAACAUGGUUAACGGAAACAAUGCAAACAUGGCUAGAACAAAUACGAAAAGUUCCAUUCAAUUCGGAAAAAAUGUCAACAAUUGAACAGGAAUUAAUACGGUUUGAUUAUGAGAAUGAAAUUAAAAUAUUAUUUCGUAUAUUGGAACAAUGUGAAUCACCAGUUGUAUUCUGUCAUAAUGAUCUUCAAGAAGGUAAUAUUUUAUUACCAUCCGAUGAUAAACAUUUCAAUUCUAAAUUGCUUAACAAUAAUGUAUUGGAUACAAUGACCAAAAGUGAUGGUGAUUAUGAUGAUGAUGAUGAACAAACGAUGAUGAAUGGCGAUUGUAAACAAAAACAACGAUCAAAUUUUGAUGAUCAUAUUGUAUUUAUUGAUUUUGAAUUCUGUGCAUAUAAUUAUCGUGGUUCAGAUAUAGCAAAUCAUUUUGUUGAACGUAUGUUUGAUUAUUCAAAUCCUGAAUGGCCACAUUAUUAUUCAUAUAUGGAUCGUUUUCCAAAUGAUGAUGAAAAACGUUUAUUCAUUCGUGAAUAUCUUAAACAAUGUUCAGAACUUAAUAAUACUAGUGAACCGGGACCAUACGAUAAUGAAGAACAUCUUAUUAAAGAAGUUAAUUUUUAUGCACUUGUAUCACAUUUAUUAUGGACAUUAUGGAGCAUUAAUAAUGCACGUACAUCGAAAAUAUCGUUCGGUUAUCUGGAAUAUGGUAAAACGCGUUUGGAAGCAUAUCAGAUGCAUAAAAAAUUUGUUAUUGAAAAAUACUGCCUUAAAAUUGACUGAUCGAUUGUUUUUAUGAUCAACACAAGAUUAUUCUGUUUUUUUUUCUAUUUAUGAUAUUUAUUAUCUGCAUCACCGAGUUACCAAAAAAAAAACGAAAUUCAAUUGUUGCAUGGAAAAAUUUGUUUUUUAAUAAUAUUUUUGCAUCUUUACAUGCAUUUUUACACAUACACACUCACAAAUACAAAUGUUUUAAAAACAGAGAAAAAAUUUUUGUCAAAUAAGCAAAAAAAAAAAUGUAUUUUGUUUUUUUC